Linepithema humile (Argentine ant) is the source of this 1571-nucleotide messenger RNA. RefSeq lists its product as uncharacterized. Lineage: Eukaryota; Metazoa; Arthropoda; Insecta; Hymenoptera; Formicidae. The record is from RefSeq and is a predicted model, not a curated record.
GCUGGACGUACUCGCACUUCUACACACGUGUAAGCAGUAUCGAGCUAGCUGUUCGUUCAGCAGCAAAGUCUACCGACGCAACGACGGUUUUUCAUCUUGUCAGUCAGCCUUCCUGCUCCCGCGAGAGCUGGUCGAUCGGCCUCUUUUCCGCAUUUUCCGCGGCGAUCUUGUCUACACGAAGCUGUCACACGCGAACGAUGAAGUGCCACGCAACGAGUCGGGUUUUGACGAUGAUGUGCAUCGUCCUCGCUGUCGAGGUAGCGGUAGAGCAUACGUCGGCUACAGAGCCCUUGCCCUCCGCCCUACUGGGCGGUAUCGGUAACGUCGCAAACACAGCAACCAAUUUCCUAACGGGAAUCGUGAAACGGCAAAAAGAAUUGUUGCAUCGCGUUACGGAUACUGCUGCAGACUACAUAACCAGCGCGGUAGAGAGACCGAGAAACUUAUUGAUCAACGCUACCAGGGUGACUACGGGAUACAUUGACAGCGCAGCUUCGAGAGGUCUCGAGUUCAAACUAAGAAGAUUCUUGGAAAAAUUCCGCACGCGAAUGUAUAAUGGCAUCCCGGAGUUGGGUAUUCCUCCGCUGGAACCGUUCACUCUCGACGAGAUUGACAUUGACACGGAUAAUCCGGAAAUAGGAAAAGUGCAUCUGGUGAUCGAGAAUCUAGAAGAGCUAUCGACUUUCUUAAUCGACCGAGCCAAACUGUCGCUGAUUGGUCCUACCAUCUCCAUCAACAUUUCCAUUCCCGAAAUUUAUGCGAAGGGCUAUUACAACAUAUCCGGCAUACUGGGCGAGACAUAUCUGCUACGUAGUGCGGGUCCUUUCGAGGUGAACGUGCGCGAUUUCCGCGCUUACGUAAACACCGUGCUGGGCUACGCUAGGGGAAUGUACCUGAAGAAGUUCGACCUCGACUUCUCGCUACGCGCUAUCAAAAUACAUCUCAAAGACUUUAUGAGUAACGAGGAGAUCGGACAAAUUAUGAGUAAGGUCUUUGAGGAAUUAACACCGGAGGCAAUAGACAUCAUUAAACCGGAUAUAUUGCCGGUAAUUCAGGAUUACGUGGCGGGCCACGUGAACGAGACGAUCCAUCACCUAACCAUGAGGGAUCUCUUUCGUACUCUCGUAGGGGAGUACGAGUUUGGAGACAUCACACAUCUACUGAUACCCUGACGAGAAAGCGCAAUCGAGACACAUCGCCAAGACAUUCGGGCCGCGCAAUUAGGAGAGUAUAGUAACACGAGCUUAAUAUGUUUGAAUGCCCGAAGAGUAUCGUUAUUCAAGGUGUAACGGACUACAACAUAAUCACGGUCGAAUACAUCAAAGUCGACGUACGACGCAAUCGAAUGGACGAUACUUGUGAAACGCGACGAAUGGAAUUGUGUCAGUUUAAAAUUCUCUCUAUUACGUAAUAUCGAUAACGAUUCCAAGGUUUUUGACUACUUUGCCUGAUACUCGCCUUCGAUGAUCUAUUGUCUUGCCGAGGAACCAUAGUUUUAUGUGUGGUGGAUCGUGUUAUCGAUUUCCUUUCGUUUAUGUCCUUUAAGUUAAUAAUUAUUACUGAAAGCUUUA